This is a messenger RNA of Rhineura floridana, 6143 nucleotides long. It is a transcript of the gene WNT11, whose product is annotated as Wnt family member 11. Gene Ontology annotation, molecular function: frizzled binding; cytokine activity. The record is from RefSeq and is a predicted model, not a curated record. Gene Ontology annotation, cellular component: extracellular region. Lineage: Eukaryota; Metazoa; Chordata; Lepidosauria; Squamata; Rhineuridae. Gene Ontology annotation, biological process: multicellular organism development; neuron differentiation; cell fate commitment. The transcript is spliced from 6 exons. The coding region runs from base 586 to 1650 and encodes 354 amino acids.
CCGGGGGGCGAGCGAGGGCCGCUGCCGGGGACGCAGGAGCCGCACGCGCGCGCGCGCCCACUUUGCAGCAUCUUCCCAGAGCCUCUGCGACAUUUUAGUUUCUGAAAAUCAUUUUUUGGGGAGGGGGUCUGAUUGACUCCUCUCCCGCUCCCCUGUUGCCGCCUCCUCCUCCUUAAUUUUUCUUUCUUUCUUUUAAACCCCUCGCCCAUCCCUGGCUGGGUGUUUUAUCUUCUCCUGAUCUUCCUCCGUUUGGGAUCCGUGUUUGGGAACAAUAUUUUUGCCUGCGAACGUCUGUCACCGACGCCUCCUCUCCGGGCUCUUCAGAUGUUUAUGGGAGAGACCAAGAAGGGCUGUUGAAGCGAUCUCCCACCCACCCUCCUUUCCUUUUUUGAAAUACAAUUUUGGAAGGGGUGGGGGAAACAAGACAGAGCCUCUUUCUUUCUCCUGCCGAAAGGUUGGCACUGGAGGAAAUCUCUCUUCCCUGCCCCUCCCAAGAGAAAGCGAGGGAGUUUUGUUUCCCAAAACCAAUUUUAAUUUUUUCCCCUCCAGAAGAGAAUUGGUGGCUAAAGAGAGAGGAGGAAAGGAAUGAAGAUGAAGCGGCAAUUUUUGGUCGCCUUUUUCCUGGCUUUCGUCUUGCAGAAUGGGACCUGCAACGGAAUCAAGUGGUUAGCCUUGUUCAAGACUCCCACGGUCCUAGCCUUGAAUCAGACGCAGCACUGCAAGCAGCUGGAAGGGCUGGUGGUUUCGCAAGUGCAGCUGUGCCGCAGCAACCUGGAGCUGAUGCAAACCAUCAUCCAGGCGGCGCGGGAGGUGAUCAAGACGUGCCGCAAAGCCUUCUCAGACAUGCGGUGGAAUUGUUCCUCCAUUGAGCUGGCGCCCAACUACCUGCUAGAUUUGGAAAGAGGCACCAGGGAGUCAGCUUUUGUGCAUGCCCUCUCUGCUGCAGCCAUCAGCCACACCAUCGCCAGAGCCUGCACUACCGGGGACCUCCCUGGCUGCUCCUGUGGUCCCAUCCCAGGUGAGACACCUGGACCUGGGUAUCGCUGGGGAGGAUGUGCUGACAACCUCAACUAUGGUCUUGUCAUGGGGUCCAAAUUUUCAGAUGCUCCCAUGAAGAUGAAAAAAUCAGGAUCACAAGCCAAUAAGCUGAUGCAUCUGCACAACAGUGAAGUAGGGAGACAGGCCCUGAAAGCUUCCCUGGAAAUGAAAUGCAAAUGCCAUGGGGUAUCUGGUUCCUGCUCCAUCAAGACCUGCUGGAGGGGACUUCAGGAACUGAGAGACAUUGCCCUAGAUUUAAAAAACAAAUACCUUUCGGCUACGAAGGUGGUGCACCGGCCUAUGGGCACCCGCAAGCAUCUAGUCCCCAAGGAUCUUGACAUCCGCCCAGUAAAGGAGUCGGAGCUGGUUUACCUGCAAAGCUCACCUGAUUUCUGCAUGAAGAAUGAGAAAGUGGGUUCGCAUGGCACUCAAGACAGGCAAUGCAACAAAACUUCCAAUGGCAGCGACAGCUGUGAUCUCAUGUGCUGCGGCCGUGGCUACAACCCUUACAUGGACAAGGUGGUGGAGAGGUGCCACUGCAAGUACCACUGGUGCUGUUACGUCACCUGCAAAAAGUGUGAGAGGACUGUCGAGAGAUACGUGUGCAAAUGAAGGGCCUUUCUGCGCAGCUCUGCCCCUCGCCGGGCCGACGGACUGAGAAGCCCACGCCACUUUUCCCCAAACACUUUUCGGACAGGGGAAAAAUCUUCCCUGCCCUAGACAACGUUUGCCUUGCUUUUUAAAAAAUAAACAGUUAUCAGAAAGCCAUCGCAGCAUCUGAAGGAUCAGACCUUUAAACAUUGUCACCUUUGGGUAACAAGUGGAAGGCUCUCCCCGAAAUGGUCAAGAAGGCAUGACUUAAACAAACAGACGGCGUUGGUUGAUGGAUGAGAUCUCACUUGCCAAAAUAACCCAGAAGGCCAAACUCCAUUCUUACAGUGGCCAGCCGCCAUUUGUUUUUUGUUUUUUUUGCAAUACCUGGCUACAUUGAUGCCUUCUGUGUGUGCUAUGGGUGGGAAUAGGAAGUGGGGAACUGGUGUUGCCAGGAGUGGGGUAAGAAUGAUGGAAGUCAACACAGGAAAGCCUUUGUUUCUCUGUUGUAAGGAAAAGGAGACGGCCAUCCCAGAGAAAACGACAUUUGAUCUCUGACAAAGGAAAUGCUUCCUUCCUUCCUUCCUUCCUUUCUUCCUUUCUUUCUUUCUUUCUUUCUUUCUUUCUUUCUUUCUUUCUUUCUUUCUUUCUUUCUUUCUUUCGACCCCCAUCACAUUUAACUUCUUCUUUGACAAAGGUUCUCACAGUAUUUUGCCCCAUAUCAUUGCAUCUUUCUAGGGUUGACUGUAAUGGCCUGGGGCAAGCGGUUACUUUUGACAGAUGGUUACUCUAAGAAAGAGCCAGCGUGGCAUAGUGGUUAAGGUGCUGGACUACGACCUGGGAGACCAGGGUUCGAAUCCCCACACAGCCACGAAGCUCACUGGGUGACCUUGGGCCAGUCACUGCCUCUCAGCCUCAGAGGGAGGCAAUGGGAAACCCCCUCUGACUACCGCUUACCAUGAAAACCCUCUUCACGGGGUCGCCAUAAGUGGGGAUCGACUUGAAGGCAGUCCAUUUGCAUUUUUUCUCUGAGAAGUUGAUGAAGCAGCAGGAAGUGGUGGUAGGCAAGGGCCGAGCCCUGUUCCCCAACAUAAGCUCCCACUGAGGGCACUUCUAGGCUGUCACUAUUUUCAGGAUGACUGCUUGCGCGUUUGUUUCUUGCGUCCUCUUGCACGCCGCUGUGUUCCUCCUCAGAGACUCCUGCAGUUGCACCGCAUGUCCAGCAGGAGGCACCAAACCUUGUGGCUUAAUUGGUGGGAGGCGGGAGGGCAAAAACCUCACUGGAGAGACUUGGGGCACUUCCAGACUGUUGCUUGUUUCGCAGGUGGGAUUCAAUCCCGGCCCAGCAAAUUCAAGUUGCGCAAUUGCCGCUGACGUAGUGGUCUGGUGCAACAAGCACAUUUCCCCGAACGGUCUGACUUUUUGUGAAAAGGAAAGUGACAGGGAAAUGCACUCUGAGUCUGGGAUAACACUUGCUUCUCAUGGAACUUCCUUGCAAACAAAUCAGGAAGCAUGCUUAAUAAGCAGGUAGUCCCACUGUUGCCUCCCCUCCCCUCCCCUGCUUUGCAUUUUGGGCUUGGUUUUUGAAAGGACAGCCUUCACCCAGGUUUCCAGGAGCCCUGCCCAUGGCACCCUCUGGGGGCUCCCCUUGCCAGCCUGGAAGGCUCUUUCCUUUCCAUACUUUUGCUAGGGCAGCAGGCACAUUGCAAAGCAAAGCAACAGUGGAGGGUGCAGCCACAUGCCAUCUUCUUUUCACUAGAAUGCCUCUGAGCCCUAAAGAUGGCAGGUUGCUGCAACCUUGGCAUUUGCAGCACAUGCACUGUCCUAGUGAAAUGUCAGAAAGAAAGAGAACGAAAGGCAAAACAGUUGCCUGAUCAUGCUGGAUGCUGGCACCAGGCCUGGCUUCACCCCUCAAGGGACCAGUUAUUAGCCAUGAUACGCAAAUGCAGCCUCCGGAUUCAGGAGUAGUAUUUCUCGAAAUGGAAUGUGCAGGGAGGGAAUUCUGGGUUGGUACUUAGGUUGGUACAAUCUUGGGCUGGUGCUUAGGGCUCUGUUGUUAUGACCCUGAGCAGGCCGGUUUUAAAGGGCGGCCAGGUGGGGCACUGGCCCGACAGCCCCUGGAGCUACAGGGGGGCCCUCAGCCAUCCUUCCGCUCCCCUUCCGUGAUCUGCAGCCCCCCCCCACACCCCCACCUACCUGUCUGCUGUCUUUUACCAUUGCCCUUAACGAAGAUGGCGGCUGCGGUUUCCCUAAGGUACUGAAGCCCCUGCCGCCAUCUUAGUUGAUGGCAGAGACGUGUGCGCAUAGCACGCACGCGUGCCAUCAACAAAGAUGGCGGCAGAGACAUCAUCCCCUUAGGGAAACCACGGCCGCCAUCUUUGUUAAGGGCAGUGACCCUGAGCCUGGUGGUUCUUCCAUGCAGCCUUUUCCAUCCAUGGGUCUAAAACAGAUUCCAUGUCUGCAGCCCACCUGCCCCCAGUAAUUCUGCCUGCAAAGUCUGCAAAGUCUGCAAAGUUUCCUUGAAAGUUCAGAUGAAAACCUGGAGAAGAUUCACCCCCCCCCCCACUGACAUUGGAGCCACCACUUCCCACUGGUCUGCAACAUGGCAUUUGUUUGUCACAAGCAACCCACGUCAGAGCAGGGGGUGGAGAGGAGUUCACUGAAUAUCACAGUGGGCAACCCCAGUCAGUCGAGAAUGAUGGUAAAUGUCCACACCAGACGUUCAAGGAAUUGCUCAUCCCUGACCCUCAACCAGGAGCUCUCAAGCAUUAUUGUUCAAACUUCCCUAGAUGAAGGUAAAUGUGUUUCGAGUAUUCACCGCCCAGAGAGCUAUCGCUAGUCGGGCGGUAUAUAAAUUUAAUAAAUAAAAUAAUAAAUAAAUAAAUUCUCACAUGCAUGAAUUAAAAAAUAAUAAUGGGACAAUAAUGGGAUUCUUUUGUCCACCCCCGAAGAGGCGAGCAAAUUGAAUUAAAAGAGGGGAUAAAACAGCCACACAGGUGCCGUACAUACAUCAGAGGUGAGGAACCUGUGGCCCUUGAGAUGUUGUGGGAUGCCAGCUCCCAUUAGCUCCAGAUAGCAGGACCUUUGGUCAGGCACAGGGAUGUAAGAAGGCCUCGUUUUCUGUCCUGCCCUGUUGCAUGCAGCACUGUUUCCGUUCCACUGCAGUUCAUCUUCCACCCAAAACUAUGUUAUUUACGUAAAUUACAUUGUCCUUACAUUUUUCUACCCCAUUUGUUUCAACACAAAGGAAAAGCAAUGCAAAUGAGGGAAAAUGUAAUAGAUUGCAUGAUGUUUGUGUACUGAGAGCAACAACAACAGUGAAUGCCCAUUGCAUCCCCGCCGAAUUGAUUCCAGAUAUGGAAGCAUAAACGAACAUCAGCAAUCUCUGCUUCCAUUUUUGUCAAAAUUCUCUGGCAUCCCUAGUCAGGCGUGAUGGGAUUUGUAAUCUGGUAACCUCUGGGUGCUGUCAGGUUCUCCACCCCAUCAUGCAUGAUGCUUUGUGCCCCAGCGAUGGCAGUUUACCUGGAGUCAGAUAAGCAGUGCCUGCCUUGUCAACCGCGACUGCUGAUUGCACGAACCUCUCUGGGAACUUUUCCCUCAGCCUUGGGGGGACUGUUAGGACAUAGACUACUGCAGACAUGAAAAUAACCAGAUGUUGGGAUCUACAGCAAGUGCUAUGUGGAAGAGAACCACAUGAUGAUCAGGAUGAGGGAAUUUUGGAUUGAAUGCGCUCUGGUGCAGGGCCUACAUAGGUCAGGGAUGGGAAAACUGUGGCUUUCAGGAUGUUUUGGACUCCAAUUUCCUGAAAGGAUCCCUGCAUUGAGCAAGGGGGUUGGACUUGAUGGCCUUAUAGGCCCCUUCCAAUUCUACGAAUCUAUGAAAGUUCAGCUCCUUGAAAAUUCAGACUAAAACCCAGAGCGGAUUGCACUGCCCUACUGAGGUGGAGCCACUAGCUGCCACUGUCCUAGCCAGUACGGCCAAUGGCCAGGGAUGAUGGGAGUUCCACAACAUCUGGAAGGCCACAACUUUCCUAUCCUUGAGACAGACCUGCAAAGUUGAGUGUGCAGUCAGAGAACAGCUAUGAAAUCGAAAGCUGGCUCAUGAAUGUCUGCCAUGUUCUUGGGUGUUAAUUCUUAUCUGCUGAUAUCCUGAGUCUAACUCUAGUCAGUCCCAGAAGAGUGUGCAUAUGUGUGUGUGCUUGCUACAGGCUUGAGAGUCAAGACCCCUCGGAGGGAUCUGUAUAAAUCCCAGAUGCUACAGAGAGUUGUCCGUUUUCGGCAGGCCUCCUCGAAACACUGGGGGCAAGAUGCACGGUCCUGCCAGGAUCAAUACCAGCUCAGAACCACUAUCUGUUGUGGAUGUACAUAUUUUGUUUUGUAUGCGGAACAUACAGAAAUAUUUAUAAAAAUAUAUCUGAAGGUCUCCCCUCCCUGCAUUCUACUUUAUAUAUAAAAUAUAUAUAUUAUAUAUGUAUAUAUAUAUAUAUAUAUAUAUAUUAUAAGCAAGCUUAACAA